Molecule: messenger RNA, 1089 nt
Organism: Anopheles merus
Lineage: Eukaryota; Metazoa; Arthropoda; Insecta; Diptera; Culicidae
Exons: 1
Coding region: 358-1089 (243 amino acids)
Biological process (GO): regulation of transcription by RNA polymerase II; DNA-templated transcription
Molecular function (GO): DNA-binding transcription factor activity, RNA polymerase II-specific; RNA polymerase II cis-regulatory region sequence-specific DNA binding
Source: RefSeq, a predicted model, not a curated record
CGUAUGUCUGUCUGCAAAAAAAAAGAAUUUUCGAGGUAAAUAUGAACAGUACAAGUGUGACGAAGUACAGGUAAAGGGUCAAUACGUCUACCUUCGACACACGAGUUAAAUAAAACACUUCUAAGGUACAUCACUUGACAUAUACGUUUAAAAUAUGUUCAAUAGAAUACAGGUACGAUCUCCAUUGCCCAGAGCUAUCCUUAUGCUCUGGGUAAAAGAUACAUUUCAACAAAUAGCCCUAUAAAAUGGAGAAGCAUCUCAGAGAAGCUAUCUCAGUCGCAACUAGCUGUUCCUCACAGUAACAUUGUCUUUCGAGUUUCGAGAGUGCAGGAAGCUUUUAUCGUUUCUAGUAUCACUAUGGCCUCUAAAGAGUCUAACAAGCCAUCUCCGACAAGAGUGCCGAAUAUCGACGAUACGGUGUCAAAGCUGUACACCGGAUUGUCCGCACUACAGCAACAGUCCAAGAGCUUCCAGAAGCGAGACAUUGAACAACUUCUAAAGGCAGCCCUGGGAUGCGCUGAUAGCACUCAAAAGUACACACCUUCGUCCGAUACGUCCAGCUUCCUGCACAGCGACGACAGCAACGACAGCAGCCGCCUUCUGAUCGCUUCUGAGAGCGACCACAGUGACACCCAGUCCAACCACAGCGAACAGUCGGAAUCGAGCGGAGCGACAUUUACCAGCACCACUUCAACCCUCAACGACAGCCGGGCAGUUACCGUCAUGAAGAAGCUUCACCCUUCCCGUCCACUCAGUCGAUGGCAUUCGCUGGUUGCGGCGAACAACGAGGAAAUUCCGAUCGUAUACCACAAGAGCAUGGCUCGCCAGUUCCCGGUCAAGGAUCGCACCCCGGAGCAGAUGGAAAUGCGUCGCCGAAAUACGGAAGCAGCUCGUGUCAGCAGGGCAAAGUCGAAGAUGGCAGAAGUUAUGAUGGAGAAGGAAGCAUCACAGCUCGGUGCAGCGAAUACAUCCAUCAAGGAAAUGAUCGCUUCACAGCUGGCCUACGCAAACGAGCUUUGUAAGCUGCUAGACAUGCCAGAGGUGAAAUUGAAUACUUUCAAACGAGUUGGACAGGAUGGCGCCAAAUAG